This is a messenger RNA of Gossypium raimondii (Peruvian cotton), 1295 nucleotides long. RefSeq names its product KH domain-containing protein At2g38610. Gene Ontology annotation, cellular component: nucleus. The transcript has 7 exons. Lineage: Eukaryota; Viridiplantae; Streptophyta; Magnoliopsida; Malvales; Malvaceae. Gene Ontology annotation, biological process: regulation of mRNA splicing, via spliceosome. Gene Ontology annotation, molecular function: mRNA binding. The record is from RefSeq and is a predicted model, not a curated record. The coding region runs from base 105 to 953 and encodes 282 amino acids.
AGCAGUCAGCACAGCAGUAAAUACGUGUCCUUUUUCCUACCUUGCUACUUUACAUACGCCUUUUUGUUUUGGGUUGCUGUUGCUCCCAAACUCAAACCUCAGCUAUGUCAGGUCUGUAUAAUCACCGCUUCUCCCCUGUCCGGACUGCUUCUCCACAUAUUAGAAACACCCCCGACAUUGAUAGUAAUCAACUCUUAUCAGAGCUGUUGGCAGAGCAUCAAAAGCUUGGUCCUUUCAUGCAAAUCCUUCCCACAUGUAGCCGACUGUUAAAUCAAGAGAUAUUAAGGGUCUCUGGAAUGAUGUCCAACCAAGGAUUUGGUGACUUUGACAGGAUGAGGCAUAGAAGCCCCAGUCCCAUGGCUUCUUCAAACAUUAUGUCAAAUGUUUCUGGAACUGGAUUAAGCAACUGGAAUAGUCUUCCUCAGGAGAGACUAAGUGGACCUCCUGGGAUGACAAUGGACUGGCAAGGUGCACCGGCAAGCCCUAGUUCAUACAAUGUGAAGAGAAUUUUGCGUCUUGAAAUUCCUGUCGAUACAUAUCCAAAUUUCAAUUUUGUUGGACGACUCCUAGGCCCUAGAGGCAAUUCUUUGAAGCGGGUAGAAGCUACUACUGGUUGCCGUGUAUACAUCAGAGGCAAAGGAUCAAUAAAGGAUCCAGACAAGGAAGAGCAGCUCAGAGGUAGAUCUGGCUAUGAACACCUCAAUGAUCCACUCCACAUAUUAAUUGAAGCUGAUUUACCUGCUAAUUUUGUUGAUAUAAGGCUCAGACAAGCUCAGGAAAUUGUAGAAGAAUUACUGAAACCUGUGGAUGAGUCACAAGAUUUUAUCAAGAGGCAGCAGUUGCGUGAGCUGACGAUGCUGAACUCGAAUUUCCGAGAGGAAAGUCCGGGUCCAACUGGUAGUGUUUCUCCUUUUAAUUGCAGUGGAAUGAAACGUCCCAAAACAGGACGCUGAGGGUUUAAACAAUAAAAUCAUCUGAGUUGUUUGUUUCUACACUGCCUGCCCCCAGGAUUCAAAACCAAACAUACCCUCUCAUCUGAUGCAAUAUAUCAGUCCAGCACAAGUUGAAAUGAUUUGGGCUAACCAGUAUAUCUCUGGGGAGCUUUGUAAUGGUCCUUUCAUUGUUUUUGUGUUUUGAACAGAAGAGAGAGAUAGAAAGUUGGUUCUUGCAUUUUAGGUUUAGUGAGGUCAGUUUUGGUGUAAAACUCGAUACAUCCAUUGGAUUCAUUCUUGUGUUAGUAGCUAUAAGGUGUGUGCAAUAAUAAUAUAACAUGUACUUCUUGUGUUGCAAGCAAA